Helianthus annuus (common sunflower) is the source of this 2146-nucleotide messenger RNA. Its product is annotated as receptor-like protein kinase FERONIA. Gene Ontology annotation, biological process: protein autophosphorylation. The coding region runs from base 128 to 1945 and encodes 605 amino acids. The record is from RefSeq and is a predicted model, not a curated record. Gene Ontology annotation, molecular function: ATP binding; transmembrane receptor protein tyrosine kinase activity. The transcript has 5 exons. Gene Ontology annotation, cellular component: plasma membrane; plasmodesma. Lineage: Eukaryota; Viridiplantae; Streptophyta; Magnoliopsida; Asterales; Asteraceae.
AGGCUUAAAUUUCCUCCCACCUACCUUCACAUAGUUAAAAACUGGCUUUUGUUGAAUAGUCAUCAACCUGCUUGUUGCCAGAUAAGUUGAAAGCUAGUACUUUGAUACUAGAAUAUAAAGCAGGAAAAUGGAUACUACAAACGAAGAGGGGGAAAAUUCAUCUUCACCGACGUCUGCACAUCCAUUUCGGCUUUUUUCUCUUGCCGAAAUUGAAUAUGCAACCAAAAACUUUGAUGAUGAACUGGUCAUUGGACAGGGUGGAUUUGGAAAGGUAUUCAAAGGUUAUAUUUCAAGUGAAGAAGUUGUAGCCAUCAAACGGUUGGAUUCUAUGUCCGACCAAGGGGAACCCGAGUUUAGAGCUGAAAUCGACAUGCUUUCUAAGUUGCGCCAUUCUCACUUAGUGUCUCUAAUCGGUUAUUGUCAUGAAAAUAACGAGAAGAUCCUCGUUUAUGAAUAUAUGUCCAAUGGAACCCUCUACCAUCAGCUACACAAAGCCGAUACUCCUUUAACUUGGUUGACACGGCUCAACAUAGCCAUAGGUGCGGCACGUGGUUUGGCGUACCUUCACACCAGCAGAGUCAUACAUCGUGACGUGAAAAGUUCAAACAUUCUUUUAGAUGAGAACUGGGCAGCUAUGAUUUCGGAUUUUGGUUUGUCCAAAAUCGGCCCAGAUAAUCAACCAAUUUCUUGCGUUAACGCAAGUGUUAAAGGCACAUUCGGGUAUCUUGAUCCAGAGUAUUUCUAUACUAGAAAAUUGACAAGGAAAUCCGAUGUUUACUCAUACGGGAUUGUAUUAUUCGAAUUGCUAUCUGGAAGGCUUGCUGUAGACGAACGCAAUGAGGAGGACGAAUGUAGUUUGGUAAGGUGGGCUCAAAGAUGUGUCAAAGAAAGAAAAUUAGAUCAAAUCGUUGAUUCUAAUAUCAAGGGAACGAUUUCUGCCAAGUGUUUAAAACGGUUCGCUCAAAUUGCAGAUCGUUGUGUGCACAAUGAUCCGAAAGAACGUCCUUCCAUGACUGAUGUAGUGGCCUCACUUCAGGCUUUAAGUGUACUACAGGAGAAAUCAAACAUCGAGUUAUCAGCGACUACGAGUUUCAGUUGGAUAGUCCCAAAGUAUUUGGUUUACGCAAUAAACCCAAACUUCGACCAAAGUGGAACAGUGAUCAAAGGCAUAAAUAAGUUCAGAUUUGACGAACUGAAACUUGAUACAUGGUUGGGUAAAGGAAGAUACGGAAUGGUUUACAAAGGUUGGGUUGAUAAGACCGAAAUGCCCAUUGCAGUUAAGAUACUUCAUCAAAAGAAACCUUCCAAUCUGGAAACGUUGAAAGAAUUUGUUCAUCCCAAUCUUGUUAAGCUCAUAGGAUACAGUUUCCAAGGUGAACGACUAUGUCUUUCGUAUGAAUUCAUGCAUAAAGGAAACCUUGGGGAUCUCCUUCGUAGCGGAGCUGUAGCACGACUUCCAUUGGUUACAAAGGUGAAAAUUGCAGUAGGAAUUGCUCGAGGGAUUGUUUUCUUGCAGAAGAUACCAUCACAAAAAAGAUGGUCGCGUGUGGGUGAGUCCGGGCUGGACAGACGUAAGAUUUUGCUAGAUGAGGAUUUUACAGCAAAGCUUUCAGAUUAUGAUGUUAGUACAUUGGUAGACGCUGAAUAUAACAUAGCCUAUCCGGAUAUCUAUGGGGCCUUAGAGCUAAAGAGUAAUCUCUCCGGUUAUGAAGUAGUAUUUGUAGAGGUUCUAACCGGGGAAAGAAUCUAUAGUUCUAAUAGACUAGAGAAGAUUGAUCGUUUGUUCCAUCAAUGUGGAAAUGGCUCAUUGCAACAUGUUGCACAGUUGUGUUUUAAAGUCUGCAAUGAAGUUGAUUCGGAAUCAAAGAUGGUAACAAUGUUAAAUGAGCAUGAUGUGUUGAUACGAAGCAGACUGAAACUCUGGUUAAGGAAUACACACAGCUAGCUAGGACUGUUAAUUGUCAAGAUUUGUAUCAUGUUUCUGGGCAACAAAAGUUAUCCAUCAAACCAACUGGUUGACUCAUAUUAGGCAGACUGGGUUGAUCGUCAAAAUUGAAGAAUCACCUAGGCAAAUUGGGUUAGUCCAUGUAAUUAUAAACACUGCAUUGUUUUGUAAUUGUAAUAUAUAAAUGUACUUUUCUUUGCA